Molecule: messenger RNA, 2697 nt
Organism: Striga hermonthica
Lineage: Eukaryota; Viridiplantae; Streptophyta; Magnoliopsida; Lamiales; Orobanchaceae
Source: the annotation of a GenBank genome assembly
AUGGCUUCUGAUCAUCCUUUCAAGGGAAUUUUAUUUGGUCUCCCAAAGCCUGAAGGAGGUGAAUUCGGAAAGUUUUAUAGCCUUCCUGCUUUGAAUGAUCCUAGAAUUGACAAGCUUCCAUAUUCAAUCAAGAUACUUCUAGAAUCAGCUAUACGAAAUUGUGACAACUUUCAAGUUACGAAGGAGGAUGUGGAUAAGAUCAUUGAUUGGAAAAAUUCGGCUCCUAAACAAGUUGAAAUUCCCUUUAAGCCAGCUCGUGUUCUGUUACAGGAUUUUACUGGAGUUCCUGCUGUUGUUGACCUGGCUUCUAUGCGGGAGGCUAUCAAGGAUCUCGGUAGUAAUCCGGACAAGAUCAAUCCAUUGGUUCCUGUGGACCUGGUCAUCGAUCACUCUGUUCAGGUGGACGUGGCCAGAUCAGAGAAUGCAGUUCAGGCCAACAUGGACCUUGAGUUCAAGAGAAACAAAGAGAGGUUUGCUUUUCUUAAAUGGGGAUCAACGGCCUUCCGCAAUAUGCUUGUUGUUCCUCCUGGUUCUGGUAUUGUUCAUCAGGUGAAUCUCGAAUAUCUCGGAAGGGUUGUGUUCAACACCGAAGGCAUUCUGUACCCUGAUAGUGUUGUUGGAACUGACUCUCAUACAACAAUGAUUGAUGGACUGGGUGUUGCUGGCUGGGGUGUUGGAGGAAUUGAAGCUGAGGCUGCAAUGCUUGGCCAGCCCAUGAGCAUGGUUCUGCCCGGUGUUGUUGGCUUUAAGUUGACUGGAAAAUUGCGUGAUGGAGUUACUGCUACCGAUUUGGUUUUAACAGUCACACAAAUAUUGAGAAAGCAUGGUGUUGUUGGGAAGUUUGUUGAAUUUUACGGGGAAGGCAUGGGUCAGUUACCAUUAGCUGAUAGAGCGACUAUUGCAAAUAUGGCUCCUGAGUAUGGAGCCACCAUGGGUUUCUUCCCUGUGGAUCAUGUCACACUACAAUAUCUGAAAUUGACUGGAAGAAGUGAUGAGACAGUAGCAAUGAUUGAGGCGUAUUUACGUGCGAACCAUAUGUUUGUGGACUACAAUGAGCCCCAACAAGAGAGAGUCUUUUCGUCUUAUCUGGAGUUGGAUCUUGCUGAUGUUGAACCUUGUAUUUCUGGACCUAAAAGGCCUCACGAUAAAGUACCACUGAAAGAUAUGAAGGGUGAUUGGCAUUCUUGUCUGGACAAUAAAGUUGGGUUCAAAGGUUUUGCCGUAAAAAAGGAAGAUCAGGACAAAGUUGUAAAGUUUUCAUUCAAGGGGCAGCCUGCCGAACUUAAGCAUGGGAGUGUUGUCAUAGCUGCUAUUACAAGCUGCACAAACACAUCUAACCCUAGUGUGAUGCUUGGAGCUGGUCUUGUUGCAAAGAAGGCUUGUGAACUUGGGUUAGAGGUUAAACCAUGGGUGAAGACUAGUCUUGCCCCAGGUUCUGGAGUUGUAACAAAAUAUUUACUCCAGAGUGGACUGCAAAAUUACUUGAACCAGCAAGGCUUUAAUAUUGUUGGCUAUGGUUGCACGACUUGUAUUGGUAAUUCUGGAGAUCUUGAUGAAUCAGUUGCUUCAGCAAUAGCUGACAAUGACCUUGUUGCUGCUGCUGUGCUCUCUGGCAAUCGGAACUUUGAAGGUCGUGUUCAUCCGUUGACUCGAGCAAACUACCUUGCUUCACCACCAUUGGUUGUGGCCUACGCACUUGCUGGCACGGUUGACAUCGACUUUGAGAAGGAGCCAAUCGGAACUGGAAAAGAUGGGAAAAAUGUUUAUUUCAAGGAUAUCUGGCCAACCAGUGCAGAAGUUGCAGAGGCUGUUCAAUCCAGUGUACUUCCCGAAAUGUUCAAGAGUACCUACGAAGCUAUCACCAAUGGAAAUCAGUUCUGGAACCACUUAUCGGUGCCUUCAUCAAGUCUCUAUGCGUGGGACUCUGAGUCAACGUACAUCCACAAGCCUCCAUAUUUCAGUGGGAUGACUAUGGACCCACCUGGUCCACGUGGCGUGAAGGACGCUUAUUGCUUGCUGCUGUUCGGAGACAGUAUCACCACAGAUCAUAUCUCGCCAGCUGGAAGCAUCCACAAGGACAGCCCUGCUGCAAAGUACUUGAUGGAUCGUGGUGUUGACCGUAAGGAUUUCAACUCUUAUGGUAGCCGGCGUGGCAAUGAUGAAGUGAUGGCGAGGGGUACUUUUGCCAAUAUCCGAAUAGUAAACAAACUGUUGAACGGUGAAGUGGGGCCCAAGACCAUUCACAUUCCGACAGGGGAGAAGCUUAAUGUGUACGACGCUGCAAUGAGAUACAAGUCGGCCGGACUGGGUACCAUUAUUCUGGCUGGAGCAGAGUAUGGAAGCGGUAGUUCCCGAGACUGGGCUGCUAAGGGACCGAUGUUACAGGGCGUGAAGGCAGUGAUUGCCAAAAGUUUUGAGAGGAUUCACCGUAGUAACUUGGUAGGGAUGGGUAUUAUUCCACUGUGCUUCAAGCCCGGCGAGGAUGCUGAUACACUCGGGUUGACUGGCUACGAGCGCUACACGAUCGCCCUUCCUUCAAUAGCAAGCGAUAUUAGGCCCGGGCAAGAUAUUACUGUCACUACUGAUAAUGGAAAAUCUUUUACAUGCACCUUGCGCUUUGACACAGAGGUUGAACUUGCAUACUUCGACCACGGAGGCAUCCUUCCUUUUGUUGUUCGGAAUCUGACCAAGCAGUAA